AUGUCUGGCCGAAGAGUCGAUCUGAGCUGGGACAGGUUCCAGCAAGGGUACGGUGGUUAUAAGCAAGCUCCUCCUGGCUGGGAGCCUGAGACGCUUCCUACUCCCAAACACAGAGACUGCAGCUCAUUAACACAUAUCGGCUCGUUCUCCGUGCGGAACGUAAAACACUCUGGGUCGGUCUUACAUAUCUCCAGCUAUCUUGCAGCCAAGCACUCCGCUGGGCGGACCAAACAGACCAUUCUCAACUGGAGGGAUCAUCUGAUGCCCGAGUUGGCAAGCAGUCCUCUGAAGGAUCCCGUCGCGCCGCCAUUCCGGCCCCCCGGGCGGACUCAAGCCGUGCUGUUGUCCUCUUGGCAGUCAUAG
Molecule: messenger RNA, 363 nt
Organism: Puccinia triticina
Lineage: Eukaryota; Fungi; Basidiomycota; Pucciniomycetes; Pucciniales; Pucciniaceae
Exons: 2
Coding region: 1-363 (120 amino acids)
Source: RefSeq, a predicted model, not a curated record